AUGAGCCGUGGAACGUACGCUCUAAAGCCCGUUCGGCCCUCUUCGACCACUUCGUCUUCAUCUUCGUCUUCAUCAGCAUCUUCGCGGACUGCUAUCACAACAGUCGACUUUCCCAGCAUACAAAGAGUCAUCAGAGCAGUCUUUCGGUCCUCAAGAAUCAAUGUUCAGCAAAUUGAAGUCCAGCAAGGGUGCAUACACCAGGUUUAUCUCGCAAGACUUCAAGAUGGCAGCUGUUUGAUACUCAAAUGCCCACCAGCUUAUAACAUCCGACUCCUCCGGCAUGAGAAGCACUUCCUGGAGACAGAACGCAAAGCACUCGAGACACUGCACGAGUAUACACAAGUACCUGUGCCCCAAAUCAUCAAAUAUGAUAGCCAUGGUGGACCGCUUGGUGCACCAUUUCUUAUGAUGAGCCACAUGCCUGGUCGCAAGCUCUCGGAAAUCGCGCCAUACAUCUCGACCAGCGAGAGAAACUCCAUCGACCACACACUAGGCACACAUGUCCGCGCUCUGACUGCACUAUCUGCCACCCAAUUUGGUAUGACACACCGUGUCUUCGUCAAAAAGGGCAGCAACUCCUGGCGCGAGGCUUUCUUUGCCCUCCUCGAAGCCGCACUACGCGAUGCUGAGGAUAUGCUUGUUAACGCACACUCCGAAAGUAUACGUUUCUGGGUUGGCAAACACGCACACUGCCUGGAAGAAGUUACCGAACCGCGCCUUGUAGCGCUCAAUCUCUGCGACCCGGAGAACGUGCUCAUCGACGAACGUACCAAGCAGGUCAUAGGUCUUGUCGGAUUUUCGAACGUCAUCUGGGGCGACCCUCUCAUGAGCGGCGGUAUCGCGGAUGGCAAUGAAGCGUUCUUCGCCGGCUUGGGAGAUUACCCUGUGAAGACUGGGGGCGCGAGGGUCAGGAUGCUGAUGUAA
This is a messenger RNA of Alternaria ethzedia, 924 nucleotides long. RefSeq lists its product as uncharacterized. Lineage: Eukaryota; Fungi; Ascomycota; Dothideomycetes; Pleosporales; Pleosporaceae. Bases 1 to 924 code for a protein of 307 amino acids. The record is from RefSeq and is a predicted model, not a curated record. The transcript has a single exon.